CCUAAUCUUCAGUUCAAUCCUCUCGAUCGGAAUCCCAAUCGUCUCUCAAAAUUCAGAGAUCACAGAUCGGAGAUCAGAGAUUAACAAUGUCUUCCAGUCCGCCUUUCAAAUCCAGGCCAGAAUCCAAGUACACCAAGGCCAAGAGGGCGCUCCGGUCCCUCGCCGUCUCCGUCGCCAUUCCCCUGUCUCUCACCAUCACCGUCAUCUUCCUCUUCGGCUCCGGCCGCCAUUUCCCCAAUCGGAGCCGCCCGGUGUGGAUGGCGCCGCUCUGGUUCCUCCAUCUAUCGUCGAUCGGCUCCUCCUUCCUGAUCGGGCUCUCCGCCUGGCUCGUGUGGGCCGACGGCGGAUUUCACGGCAAUUCCACCGCCCUGCCGCUCUACAUCGCGCAUCUCGCCCUCAGCGUCGUCUGGAAUCCUCUGGUACUCGUGAUUCGCGCCGUUCUGCUUGCGUUUCUGUUCUGUGUUUUGGAUUUCAUUACUCUGUUUGCCUGUUAUCGGAGCUUCAAGCGAGUGAAUCCGUUCGCUAAGGAUCUUAUUAAGCCCUGUUUGGCUUCCACUGCGUAUCUCUCUGCAGUCACUUACGUGUUGAUUCAUCUUUGAGGUUUUUGUUUGCCGAUUUGUUCAUCAGAUUUAGGAAGUUGUAGGAAUUUUUUGAAGACCACGGUACAAAAACUUUUUAGGAGAUAUCAAAUUUUUGUAAAAUUAGCUUAUUGGUUCUUCAGUUCUUUAUCAAA
This is a messenger RNA of Momordica charantia (bitter melon), 733 nucleotides long. Its product is annotated as translocator protein homolog. Lineage: Eukaryota; Viridiplantae; Streptophyta; Magnoliopsida; Cucurbitales; Cucurbitaceae. The record is from RefSeq and is a predicted model, not a curated record. Gene Ontology annotation, cellular component: membrane.